AUGAUUCUGGUCGAGCUUCCAGCAGAGGUUCUCCAGCACAUUUACUUGUUCAUCCCUGAUCGGAUCUUCCCUGACUGUCGAGUGUGCCGGCGACUUCGCAGUUGCCUGCCCUGGUGCAGGCUGGUGGAGGUUCAGAUCAAGCCAGGAAGAGGGAAGCUCGUCCGCCAUGAGGCUCUUUCGGAGAUGAUGUGCCGCCCAGCAGCGCAGAGACGAGUGAACAGAGCUCGCGAUGUCGACAAGAUCCCAAAGGUCAUGCAAGUCAAUCUGAUCGUUCAAGAUGCCAUGGCAGCGCCAGCGGUCACAAAGGCCGUCAGAGAGGGCGGAAGGAGGAGCAUUAUGCUUGACGUCUCCGGUAUCGCAAAGGACGAGCUCUUUAGUCGAGCCUCGCUGUCCCGUCUAGGCGAUUUAAUCGCAGCAUGCGGAACAUGCCUGACUGGGCUGAGCCUCGCAGGCAACGGGUUUCAGACGAGCGAUCUUCACCUGCUCUCCGACAAAAUCCAGACCUGCUGCAACCUGACAUCUCUCGAUCUCAGCGGGAACAGACUGCGAGGAGGCGUCGGGAGACUCGCGGCCAACUUGUCCCGACACCUGACGAGUCUGACGAGGUUGGACGUGUCGCAGCCAGACAGCGGGCGAGGAGACGGUCCGGGGCUGCUGCUGGAUUGCCAACCUCUCAUUCGCGUCAACACCAACCUAAAGCAGCUGAACCUGACCUGCAGGGAUGACUCGUGCAGAGCUAUCACUCCCGUCCAUCAUGUUGCGAUUAGCUCAGCACGAGCAAAUGGGCUUGACCGAACGACCUUCUUGUCGCUGGAGAUGCUGCAGGAAGUGCAACUUGAAGGCAACGGACUCACAGACAUGGACAUGAAGAUCCUCGCUGACUCUUGGAAAGCGCUAUCGCUCAAGCGUCUCUUCGAUCCUGUUGCUGUUGACAUCCUGACCUUCCGUUGCAGAUCUCAACCUAAGCUCCAACGACUUCUCCAUAUGUCACACAACGAGCUCGGCCCUCAGGGAGCCUCUGCAUUGUCUGAAGGCCUUAUGGCGUGUCAAUCUCUCUGCUGCCUCAACGUCAGCUGGUGCGCCCUGGGCAAUGGCCUCCAAGAUAUUGCAAGGAUCCUACCCGAGCUAAAGGAGCUGAGAAAUCUCGACCUGUCAGGCAACGAGCUAGAUGAAGCAAACUGCAAGGAGGUUCUGUCAGGAGGCUUGAGGCUGCGAACGCUCAGACUUCAGCAAUGCCGCAUUCUAGACCAACGUUUCACUCACCUCGUCUGCGGAUUAUCGCGCAUGCUCGACUCCGAUACGCAGCAGGGAACUCUGGAGGAGCUGGACUUGCUCCGCAACUUCAUCGAGGAGGAAGGGUGUCGGAAGCUUGCAGACGCCCUGAUAAGCGCCAGGCAUCCGCUGCGACGGCUCGUGCUUGGCUACAACAGCUUUCAAGAAAGUGGCGCUUCCCUCCUCUUUCCUUACCUCCAACAAGCCGUUCACCUCCAGUUUUUAGACUUGCGAGGGAGCAAUGUCCUGACAACAGCAGCACGCGCUGCUGUAUACGCAGCAGGGCCAUCUUCUUGUAAAUAUCUCUUCUUCUAG
Guillardia theta CCMP2712 is the source of this 1587-nucleotide messenger RNA. RefSeq lists its product as hypothetical. Bases 1 to 1587 code for a protein of 528 amino acids. Gene Ontology annotation, cellular component: cytosol; nucleus; perinuclear region of cytoplasm. Lineage: Eukaryota; Cryptophyceae; Pyrenomonadales; Geminigeraceae. The transcript is spliced from 6 exons. Gene Ontology annotation, molecular function: GTPase activator activity; small GTPase binding. Gene Ontology annotation, biological process: activation of GTPase activity; nucleocytoplasmic transport. The record is from RefSeq and is a predicted model, not a curated record.